GGCUCGAGCGCGUUGGUUGCGGCGUUGGUGGGCGUUUUUAGCAGCCCUCCUAUCACUGAAGCCAGGCCUCUUCAACUUCGCAAUGGAUGAUGCACGGAGCAAAGCAGAAGAGAUCCUGCGAAAGAAGGUGUGGUCGGUGCGCAAAAAGUGGGAACUGCUGAAAAGCUAUUCCCCGGAGAAAACCGAAGCUGUGCUGGCGAGCUUCGUGCUGCCCAAAGACUUGGCGGCGCGGUGUCAUCUGCCAGAAGGCACCACUUGGUUGGACGCGGUGAAGACCUUUCGUCGCGAUGCCGAUCCCGUGGAUCUGUGGCGCCAGGUGGAAGCACAUCCCAUCGUGGAAUACGUGCACGUCCAAUGCCAAAGUUGCGGCCGACGUGUGCCCGACAACUUCCCGGCCGAGGAGG
This is a messenger RNA of Cladocopium goreaui, 404 nucleotides long. Lineage: Eukaryota; Dinophyceae; Suessiales; Symbiodiniaceae. The record is from the annotation of a GenBank genome assembly.